This is a messenger RNA of Linum trigynum, 1524 nucleotides long. The record is from the annotation of a GenBank genome assembly. NCBI's taxonomy places the organism in Eukaryota, Viridiplantae, Streptophyta, Magnoliopsida, Malpighiales, Linaceae.
AUGGCAACAAACCACAGCAACGGCAGCUCCGACGACGCCACCUCCCUCGUCGAAAUCCCGCCGCCGAAAAUACGGUUCACCAAGCUCUUCAUCGGCGGCGACUUCGUCGACUCUGUUUCAGGGAGAACUUUCGAGACGAUUGACCCGAGGACAGGGGAGACGAUAGCGAAGGUAUCAGAAGGAGAUAAAGAGGACAUCGAUUUAGCCGUCGGAGCUGCCCGCCGUGCUUUCGACCACGGCCCUUGGCCCCGCUUGCCCGGCGCGGCAAGGGCAAAAAUCAUGCACAAAUUCGCGGACCUAAUCGACCAGCACAUCGAGGAGCUGGCGACCCUCGACAGCCUCAACGCCGGCAAGCUGUUCGCCUGGGGCAAGGCCGCCGACAUCCCCUCCGUGGCCAACACCCUCCGCUACUACGCCGGCGCCGCCGACAAGAUCCACGGCGAGGUCCUGAAGAUGUCGAGGGAGCUCCACGCCUACACGCUCCGCGAGCCCGUGGGCGUGGUGGGGCACAUCAUCCCGUGGAACUUCCCCAGCACCAUGUUCUUCAUGAAGGUCAGCCCGGCCCUCGCCGCCGGCUGCACAAUGGUCGUCAAGCCCGCCGAGCAGACCCCGCUCUCCGCCCUCUUCUACGCUCACCUCGCCAAAGAGGCCGGUGUUCCUGAUGGAGUAAUCAACGUGGUGAACGGAUUUGGGCCGACCGCCGGCGCCGCACUUGCUUCCCAUAUGGACGUCGAUAAGGUGAGUUUUACAGGGUCAACCGAAGUGGGCCGGAAAGUGAUGCAGGCAGCAGCAACCAGCAAUCUGAAACCGGUUUCCCUCGAGCUCGGCGGCAAAUCUCCCCUCCUAAUCUUCGACGACGCCGACGUCGACAAGGCCGCGGAUCUCGCCCUCCUGGGGAUCCUGUACAACAAGGGCGAAGUCUGCGUGGCGAGCUCGCGAGUUUUUGUGCAGGAAGGGAUCUACGACGAGUUCGUGAAGACGCUGGCGGUGAAGGCGAAAGAUUGGGUUGUUGGGGAUCCUUUUAACCCGAAAUCUCGUCUGGGUCCACAGGUUGAUAAGAAUCAGUACGAGAAGAUCUUGGCUUACAUUGAGCAUGGCAAGAGAGAAGGAGCGACAUUGUUGACCGGCGGGAAACCGGCUUCCAAGAAGGGGUACUACAUUCAGCCGACUGUUUUCACUGAUGUCACGGAGGACAUGAAGAUAGUGAAGGACGAGAUCUUCGGCCCCGUCAUGGCGCUAAUGAAGUUCACAACGAUGGAGGAAGGGAUCAAAGCGGCGAACAACACUCGGUACGGGCUGGCGGCGGGGAUCGUGACGAAGAGCCUGGACACGGCGAACACGGUGGCGAGGUCGAUCAGGGCCGGGGUGAUAUGGAUCAACUGCUACUUCGCGUUCGACAACGACUGCCCUUACGGCGGGUACAAGUCGAGCGGGUUCGAGCGGGAUUUGGGGCUGGAGGCUCUGCAUAAGUACCUCCAGGUCAAAUCUGUGGUCACUCCCCUUUACAACUCUCCGUGGCACUGA